UCAACGGCAGCAGCAUAAUCAUCAGUUGGUUGGUGAUUGAAAUUCGCUGCGUACAGCAGCUGAUAACGCAGAAGUCGCUGACAACACGAGGAAAUCGGUGUAGAAAUUUUACCCAAAUCCCUCCAAUCAGAUCAAGCUCAGAGGAGUGCAAUCUUCUUAAUUGGGUAAAUCACCGACCCAAUUGGACUUUGAUCUGCAUACGCAACAUCUCCCUUCCUAGGCGUAAGUUUUAAGUUGAUUGCAAUGCUACCGCGUAACGUGCAAACUGUCCGCCGACUGGACGUGCUGAAACGGAUUCUAACCAGUGGCAGCUCCGUGGGAUCCCAGCGGGGAAGCUAUUUGCAGUGGAACCGAUUCGCUAGUAGCAGUAGCAGUUCAGCUACAAUCAAAAUCGAUGACGUCGAAAAGGUGAUCGUCCCCCCGCAGCAACCGGAACUGGUUCCCAAUGGCUAUGUCAACGUCCUGGAAUCCGGAGAAGCUCAGCUGUCGCAAACGCGACUACAUCACCUGCGGUGGAUGCUGCAGAAGGACAAUCUCGGUCAGGAUAUGAUUCUGCUGGGGCGCCCGGGAAACUUGAGGCGUAACCUGAUCAUGCAGUACUCGGAGCUGACCCGUCGGGAGGUUGAGUACAUUCUGCUGAAUCGGGACACCACCGAAAGCGAUCUGAAGCAGCGCCGAGAGAUUCAGGACGGUACGGCCAGCUACUACAACCAGAGUGCGGUACGGGCCGCCACCGAGGGACGCAUUCUGGUUAUCGAGGGGGUGGAGAAAACCGAACGCAAUGUGCUGCCAAUUUUGAACAAUCUUCUGGAGAAUCGGGAAAUGCAUCUGGAGGACGGGAGGUUUCUGAUUUCGGCCAAGAACUACGACAGCCUGUUGGAGCGCUUUAGCAAAAGUCAACUGGAUAGUUGGGGUUUGGUGCGAGUUUCCGAGGAUUUCCGAGUGAUUGCGUUGGGCCUGCCGGUGCCAAAGUAUCGAGGAUCGCCGCUGGAUCCACCUUUGCGAUCGCGCUUCCAAGCCCGCGACGUUAGCGAUCUGCCCUAUUUGGACAUCAUGACCGAACUGAAGCAACUGUCCGACAACCAGAACCCCGAUUUACUCACCAAACUAACUUCGUUCGGAUUCGGAGUGCUUUCGUCUGCCUCAGCUCUCCCAGAUUUCCCUAUCGACAACCUGCGCUACGCGGGAACGCUAAUCCGAAACAAUCCGGACCUGAGCGAGUUCGUACUGCUCUCGAAGCUGUAUCCCUAUCCGGUGUUUUUGGAGAAAGAGGGGAUCGGUCUAGUUCGGAGUUUGAUGGAAUCUUUACAGAUCACCCCGGAUAAGGUUCCGUCGACGGAAAUUUUAAGUGUUGAACCCAGUGGUGAAGCUCAACUGACGGUAAACCUCAAGGUCAACGGAAAAACUGUGAGCUACACAAUGCAGAAGGGUAAAUCGGAUACGCCAAUGGUUUCAACAAACUACAAAAAGACGAAUUACCAGCAGAAUUUGCUCGGAGAUUUGAUACAAACCAUAGCCGUGGCGGAUGUUUGUUUGGUGGGACCGAAGGGGUGCGGCAAAUCGAUAGUGAUGAACGAAUUGUGCAAUCUGCUGGGUCAACAGGUGGAAACUAUGGUCCUGUAUCAAGACAUGACGGCGCGGGAUUUGAUACAGAAGCGCACCACCAAGCUGAAUGGGGACACGGUUUGGCAAGACUCUCCGCUGCUGAUGGCAGCGUUGGCUGGACACGUAAUUGCGCUGGAUGGAAUCCAUCGGUUGCACCACAGUACCUUGGCUAUUUUGCAUCGUUUGAUCCAUGAUCGUGAAAUGCAGCUCUACGACGGGAGGAGGUUGAUGCGACAUGAUCGGUACGAUCGUUUGCUGGAAAUGGGAUUCACUGCUGAAGAUCUUACUGGACGAGGUAUUCUUCGGAUCGACCCAGCAUUCAGGAUUAUUGCGAUGGCAGAGCCGCAUCAAAAAACGGGUACCAACUGGAUAACGGCUGAAACGUUGAACCUGUUUCUGUUCCACGAAAUUCGCGGUUUGAGUCAAGAGGAAGAAUUUAACGUGAUUGAUUCUCUGUACGGGCCGCUGGACGAUACAAUGCAACAGAUAUUGAAGGUUGCCCAUUACCUUCGAAGCGCACAGGAUUCGACAAUGCAAAAUUUGGGUAGUAAUCUGUCGACAAGACAACUGUUAAGAAUAGCUCGUAGACUCCACCAAUACGGUGAACAUCUGAGCGAUCGUUCUGCCUACAGUAUUCUGCACAACACAUUUUUAACCAAGUUUAUGCCAAAUCUUCCGCGAAGUGUACUUGAAAAUGCCUUAAAAACUUGUAGAGUAGCCCCCGGAAAAGAGCAACGAGCUGAAGACGUAACGGUGUCCACGGAAGAUGGAAUUCUAAAAAUAGGUAAUACAUCGGUACCGAUCUACCAAACCGAAGCUGUUAGCAAGGUUCCGGACAUCGUUUUCUAUAAUGUACCUCAACAUAUCAAGCUGAUGGAACGACUUCUGCAAGAUUUCACUCUUGGAGAGCAUCUUCUGUUAGUAGGAAAUCAAGGUGUUGGUAAAAACAAGAUAGCUGAUCGCUUAUUGCAGCUCAUGAACAGACCCAGAGAAUACAUUCAACUGCACAGGGAUACCACGGUACAGUCAUUAACGCUCCAGGCGAGUAUUCGAGACGGCAAGAUCAUCUACGAGGAUUCCCCGCUGGUGAAAGCCGUCAAAAACGGUCACGUCCUUGUGGUAGAUGAAGCGGACAAAGCCCCCAUCCACGUGACCUGCAUCCUCAAAACCUUGGUCGAGAACGGAGAAAUGAUGCUAUCCGACGGUCGAAAAAUAUGUCCACCGGCCAAGGGAACUCCUCAGGCUAAUGAUAAACUGAUCUACACCCAUCCAGAUUUCCGUAUGAUCGUUCUAGCCAAUCGGCCAGGCUUCCCAUUCCUUGGAAACGACUUCUUCGCUGCCCUCGGUGAUCUGUUCUCCUGUCACGCCGUUGACAAUCCUUCACCGAGUUCAGAAAUCUACCUGCUUAAACAAUACGGACCAGAUGUCCCGGAGAAAACAAUCCGCAUACUGGUGGACGCCUUCUCCGAGUUACGUGACAUGGCUGACUCCGGUAUCCUCAACUACCCGUACUCUACCCGAGAGGUGGUCAACAUCGUUAAGCACCUUCAGAAAUUCCCAACCGACAACAUGGCCGAGCUCAUCGGAAACGUUCUGGACUUCGAUCGCCAUACACCGGAAACGCUGGAUCAGGUAACGAACAUCCUUCUGAAACACGGUCUAGAAAUUGCUCCGUACGCCAAAAACGAACUGGCGGCCUUGAGGCGUCAACGGGAAAUUCAGAUGACGAUCAAGAGCCACAGUGGGAAAGACGUUUCCGGACCUAAACACGGAAAAGUCGAUCCCAACAACGAUCCGCACGUGGGAGGGAACACUUGGGCCGGUGGAUCGGGUGGUCGUGACACCGCGGGACUUGGAGGCAAGGGAGGUCCCUAUCGGCUGGAUUCGGGUCAUAAAGUCCAUCAGCUUUCGGACGCGGAAAAGGACGACAUACCAGAGCAUGUGAAGAAGGCCGCCAGGGAAAUGAACCGGAAGGCGUUCGAGGAUAAGUUGAGGGAAAUUCAAAUGAGUGGGUAUGACCAUAAGGUUUACACCGAGUUCAGUGGCCCAGUUCAAAAGCAGGUUCAACAAUUGAGAGUCAUCUUGCAGGCGUUACAAGCCAAGAGUAAGGAACGCCAGUGGCAGAAGCAUCAAACUUCCGGAGAGAUGGACGAUACGAAGUUGGUUGAGGGAAUCACCGGUGAGAAAAACAUCUACAAAAAGCGAGCCGAACAAGAACCGGAACCAGGACAGCCACAGGAGAAACCUAAGCGGCUAAAACUGGUGGUUGAUGUUUCCGGUUCCAUGUAUCGCUUCAACGGAUACGACGGACGACUGGAUCGACAGCUCGAAGCCAUGGUCAUGGUUAUGGAGGCCUUCGACGGGUUCGAAACCAAAAUCAAGUACGACAUCGUGGGUCACAGUGGAGAAGCGGUGGAAAUCCCCUUCGUCAACAUCAACAACCCCCCGAAGGAUGACAAACGACGGCUCGAGACGAUCAAGAUGAUGCACGCCCAUUCGCAGUUCUGCUGGAGCGGAGAUCAUACGCUGGCGGCCACCAGGAAUGCGGUGGAUGCCAUCGCCAAGGAGGACUGUGACGAGGCCAUCGUGGUAGUGCUGAGCGAUGCUAACCUUUCACGGUACGGAAUUUCCCCAAGAAACCUUAACGAUAUGCUCCAGAAACAAUCCCCGAAGGUACAAGCGUACUGUGUGUUCAUCGGAAGUUUGGGCGAUGAGGCACAAAUAAUUGCGGAAAAUAUGACUGCCGGGAAGAGUUUCGUAUGUAUGAACCUGGAACAGCUACCUCAGAUAUUGAAGCAGAUCUUUGCUGCUUCCGUGUUACAGUAAGCUCGAAAACAUUAGAAAUUGUUAAGGAGAUUUUUAUU
Molecule: messenger RNA, 4469 nt
Organism: Uranotaenia lowii
Lineage: Eukaryota; Metazoa; Arthropoda; Insecta; Diptera; Culicidae
Gene: c12.2
Product: von Willebrand factor A domain-containing protein 8
Exons: 7
Coding region: 244-4431 (1395 amino acids)
Cellular component (GO): cytoplasm
Molecular function (GO): ATP hydrolysis activity; ATP binding
Source: RefSeq, a predicted model, not a curated record